Molecule: messenger RNA, 3714 nt
Organism: Venturia canescens
Lineage: Eukaryota; Metazoa; Arthropoda; Insecta; Hymenoptera; Ichneumonidae
Exons: 3
Coding region: 1394-3262 (622 amino acids)
Source: RefSeq, a predicted model, not a curated record
UUUUGAUCAAAAACAUAGUAAAUAAUGAAAUGAUUUGAUGAAAAUUUAGGAAGAUAACACAGCAGUCGUUUCUCUGUGCCAUACGAUAAAUUGCAUAGUUCUGUAUUUUCCCUUUUACCACACAGAAUUUUACUCAAUAACAUAGCAAAAUUCAUGCGCCCACCAAUUAUAUGAGGCGUUGCGAGUAUAAACAUGAAAAUCAACCAGUGGCUCAUAGUAAAAUUUCAAGCUUUUUCUCCGGUCCAAUUCACCAAUUCUUAACAUUUCGCCAAAGACACGAGUGACAUUCAGAUAUCGAUUCAUCGUUCAAUGUAAGAAUGUCGUUGAGCUAAAUUUUGCCUGUCGUACAUAGUAAAAUUUGAGAGAACUGCUUUCGGCAUCAAAAUUACUAUACACUUUGGUGAAAUGUAGUGGAAUGGCGAUAUAUAGAACAGCGCUGCUACAAAACAUAGCAAACUUUUCUAGCAAAUUCAUCCGAAAUAUUUGUAUAAAAGUCUCUACGUGUAAAUGUGGUACACCGUAAAAAAACCUUCACAAAAGUAGUGCGAAGAAGUAAUUACCUUCAAAUUUAGCAUUCAACAUCGCACAUUAUCUGCCCUGUGCAUGGGUUCUCCAAGAGGCUUUUCAAUUCAUCGUUCUAUUUCAGAGUUUCAUGUAAUUAGUCGAUAGUUCAACUCACGAUAUUGUAAUUUGAAAUUAAUUGAAAAGCUACUAAUCUCGUACCUUGUGACAUUUCAAUUUACAUUUGAAUGAUAAUUUUUACAAUAUUCAAAAAUGUACUUUAUGAUCAUACCUAAUUACUUAGACUUAUUAUACACGAGACCCAAAUAUUUGCAACAUUAUAAUGCAAUUGACGAACUUUUGUCCAGCAAUUAGUUUUGUUGUAACGAUUGAAAGGAGUGCAGUACUUUAUCAAAAAUGAACGAAUCGUCAUCUACGAAAUCUGAAUCGUUUGCAAUUUUAUAUAGCCGCUUGCUAUUAUCCCGCCUAACGAUCAAAUUCCUUUUCAUUGCCCUAAAAGGGGGAAAGAAAAUAUUGUAGGUUAUUCGACAAUGAAAUCGAUAAAAAAAAACUCUGAAAUUGAAAAGCCGAAGAAUAAAGCUACUGCGAGAACACGACACGCUACCCUGAUACGUGAUGACAGGCUGCUUGGAGCAAUUGAAACUACCGGAGUAUUAAAGAUAACGAUCACUUCGAUAAAAACACGAAGUACGAGUCUAAUCGACAUGGAAUAAAAUAGUGCGUUGCUACCCUGCAAUCGCUCGUGUUUGUCACUUAUGGUAGUCGCUGGUAACGCUUUUUGCCGUACGGAUGAAUCUUCUCAGUGGAACGCCACAAAUCUUUCUGUGAACACUCGAGUCAGUGCAACUUUUAUUAUAAUCCUUGAAACAUCAUGGACAUCUUCCGCUUUUGGCUGAUCGUGUUGUUUCUACGAUUCGGAGGGAUGACACUCGUGAGUGGAAAAGGAUUGCUGCUGUUCGCUGGAACGCCUGAUCUCGCCGGAAUAACGGCCAAAAUCAUCAUUAAUUGCUAUAGCGAGCGAGUUAAGGAAAUCGGUUUGGUUGGCACGUUUUCCGAUUCGUUUUUCACCACCAUGGCAUCAGGCGAUUAUCCAUUCAGUACAGUUUUGCUGAACGACGACACUGAUGAUCGUUCACCACAAAACGGUGAAGUGCCGGUAAUGAUGCGCUACAAAUUACAACUCUUCGCGGUCGCGGUAACGUCAUCUUCCGAGCUCAAAGAGACUCUCGUUCGGAUAAGCAAUUCCAGGUGGUGGAAUCACAUGGCUAAAUUUUAUAUAUUUGACUCGGGAAACAAAGUCCGAUGUUCGGAGGCUUUUGAGGUUUUGUGGACAGCGUGGAAGAUGGAUAUACUCGGAGCGAAAUUUAUUUGCAAUGACGAUAAGAAAGGGCCAUUGAUUUACAUGUUCAAUCCUUACACGAAUAACGCCGGGGAUCAUUGGAAAUUGGAGCGCAUCUAUGAUGGUGUUAACAACCAUCCAUGGGCUCUAUUCGUACGAAAAUACCACGCAAAUGUCAACAUUUGCCAAAAUAUCGAUUUUGACCAAACGAGGAAUCCCGGUGGAUACGAAUUUCGAAUGUCGGCAUCCGAAUUGGUCAUCUCACCGAAUUAUACUUCCACUAACCAAUGUAGCCAGUCAAAAAUUAUUACCUACUUCUGCCAGAUACUAUCCCAGCACAUGGAAGUAAAACAAAAAUUCAUAAUAUUCGAGGAAAAUAAAAUCUUCGGGUUUGUCGAUGAAGAUGGAAAAGGUCACGGUGUGCUACAAGAUUUAACUGAUUACCGGGCCGACAUGGUGUAUCAAGUGGUCCCGAUAACAAGCUUUCUCCAAGUAUCAGGGAGCUCGUACAACUACAUCAGUCUAAGAGCAAUGACUCAAUAUACGGGUUACCCGUCCCAAUGGGAAAAAUUUAUCUCAGCAAUUGACUCUCAAUCAAGAAUCGGGCUGUAUAUCGUAAUCCUCGCGAAUUUGAUUUUUUUCAAGUACGCUUUUCGACAAUCAUUCAUGAUAGCCUUUCUCAACACAAUUCGGAUAAUCUGCAACUCUUGCCUCGUCAAACUUCCCGUCAAAAUGGGUUUGAGAAUUUAUCUCGCAUGUUUAUUUUCUUUCUUCAUAGUCAUUCAAGCUUUGUAUCAAGGUGAGCUCGCUGCUCGAUUAAUGAAGCACGAACGCUAUCCGAAUAUUAAUAAUGAACGUGAUCUAUCAGAGUCUAGUUACAUUAUUUAUGGAUCUCAUUUGUACCACUCGCAUUUCAAUGACUCGGUAUACAAAGACCGUUAUGUCCCGUUAAAAUACCAACAAAAGUGUGUAGAUUAUCUAUUACGUAACUCAUCGAUCGCUUGCUUGGACCUGAUGUUCGUUUUAAUGCAUAAUGCAAUCAAAUCGAGGCUUCACGUAUCCAAGCACGGGGUCAAGGAAAUUCCGAUGAAAUUUCCACUUCGAAAGAACUUCCCUCUGGAAGAAAAGUUUAAUCGGUUCCUCAAGAAACUCGCAGAAUCUGGGAUUCGUGACUAUCUCAAUCGAAUCUUUGAUGCCGAGGCUUUGCAUAUUCUAGAUAUCAAUGAAAACGGAAUUAACGAUGGAAGUUUCAAAGUCAUAAUGCUCGGGGAUUUGGAUUUUGCAUUUUUCAUUAUUCCAUUCGGAUUGGCAUGUGCCACCAUAGUUUUUCUCAUUGAGUUGUAUGUAGCACGGAAUCGUCCGUCACGUAAGAGAAAACGAGUCCGUUUAGCAUGGCAUUGAAUCACAAAAUCGUAAUCCAGUUGAGAAGUGUAAGAUUAUUUAGCCUUGUGGGUUCGUUUUGUCGAAAAGCAAUGUAUGAAAAUGUUUGCACCGUAACAAAGCCUUCACGGAAGUAAUACGAAGAAGGAAAAAAAUUCCAUUCAAAGUUAGCUUUGAACAUAGCACAUUAUCUGCUAUGUUUGUAAUUACUGUUUCACGUAAUUAGUCGAUAGUUCAAUUUACGAUAUUGUUAUUUGCAAUGAAUUGAAAAGUUGGUAAUCUCGUCCAUUUUGAUAUUAUUCCAAUUGACAUUUGAAUGAUAACUUUUACAAUAUUCAAAAAUGUGAUAUUACACGGGAAGACUUUUAUAGUAAAAAUUACUGUGUUUUUAUAGUAACGUCGGACUACGCCGAUAUUAUAAUAAUAAUCGCUACAGAGUGUGUCAAAUAAUGCAAAAGUUUGGGUAACCAUUA